This is a messenger RNA of Puccinia graminis f. sp. tritici CRL 75-36-700-3, 1158 nucleotides long. RefSeq lists its product as uncharacterized. The coding region runs from base 1 to 1158 and encodes 385 amino acids. Lineage: Eukaryota; Fungi; Basidiomycota; Pucciniomycetes; Pucciniales; Pucciniaceae. The transcript has 3 exons. The record is from RefSeq and is a predicted model, not a curated record.
AUGUCUCGCUUUGGUCUUGAUCUCCUAGGAAGAGAAAACCCACCGCCGGGUUACUAUUCUGCUUCCGAAUACUGGCGGAUUCAGGGGGUUGGUGAUCAACCUGUCAACUUGACGGUCCAGAUGGUUGAUUGCCACACCAGCUACAAGCUGUUUUCCCCGAAGGAUGCCUCAAAACCUCAGGGCGCUUGGAACAUGAUAAAAUCCAAACAACCGUUCCUAAUCUCAUUCCCUGCGGUAUCCACUAGUCUUGAUCAAUUUCGAGAUAUUGUGGCUAAAGAAUGUGAGAAGCAGUUUGAAGGAACUGAGGCGGCGAUUCAAAAUGCUAUACGAUUUGGAUCUCCACACAUCGACUGGAAGAUCUCGAUGAAGCUUCCAGCAGCCGAUGAGUUUCUCAAGCCGGCAAAAUAUACCGUCAACGACGAAAAUUCGUAUUCUCACUGGAUUGCGACCAUUGUCGACAAUGGGAAGGACCACACAGAUGUAGUCUUAGAAGUUGCGAUGGUCAACCCGACAAGCUUAAAAAAAGACGAGAAGGUGGCUAUCGAGCUGAAAAAGCACAACUUGAAGCAGGCCGCUGCCCAACAAGCUUCCUCAUCCAAUCCAUCGGUCAAAGCAAGCGAAUUCGAUCCCAUCAACAUUCUUGCCAACAAGAUCUAUGCGACUCACCCGCCGAACGUCAAAUACCAGCCUAAGUUGCCGGUCUUCAUUCAUCCAACCGAUCGCAAUCAAUACAUUCCCUUAACUGCCGGAAAUGUGCAGAAAUGGGCCACUGCCCUUGUUAAACCCGACGACGGAGUGUCACUCCACUCCCCCCCAGCCGAUAUGAAGUUUGAAACGCUGUCUUCGGCAAAGAAGCGUAAGCUCAACGAGGGGUCAAGCCACCAGACUAAGAGCCCGGAGCCAGAUUCUGAAAGCGAUUCCGUUAUCGAUCUCGGAGUCAACUUACUCAACGAGUACCUCGAAUUCGUCAAGAUUCCACCUGGCGACAGGGAUGGGAUCUUGCACAUUCUCACUGAGAACAAAGCGACCAAUCCCCAACUUUUCCGAUCCAAGAACAUCACCCGCGAAGUGAUGAAAGAAUGGGGCUUACAUGAUGUUUUCAUUGCCCAAUUACAAGACAAUGUGUUAAAAUUCGAAAAACACAUGUCUUCCCAAUAG